UCAACUGCCCUUAAAUAACCAUCAGUCUGAAUCACAAGGCCUGCAAAAGUUUUGGCCUCCAGUACUUGGUGCUGAGCUUCCGCCUCAGCCAGCAAGAAGCACCAUGAAAUUGGAGUUCACUGAGAAAAACUACAACAGUUUCGUGCUGCAGAACCUGAACAAACAGAGGAAACUCAAGGAGUACUGGGACAUGGCCCUGACUGUUGACCACCAUGUCUUCUUUGCACAUCGGAACGUCCUGGCUGCUGUCUCUCCACUGGUCAAGAGCUUCAUCUCCAGCAAUGAUAUGAAGACCACUGAUGAGCUCUUUAUCACCAUUUCCCCCAACUAUCUGAGCCCAGCCACAGUGGACCAGCUCCUGGACUAUUUCUACAGUGGCAAGGUGGUGAUCUCGGAGCAGAAUGUGGAGGAGCUGCUUCGUGGGGCCCAGUAUUUCAACACACCCCGCCUUCGCAUCCACUGCAACGACUUCCUGAUUAAGUCCAUCCGGCGUGCCAACUGCUUGCACUACCUCUUCUUGGCUGAGCUAUUUGAACUCAAAGAGGUGUCAGACUUGGCCUACUCCGGCAUUCGCGACAAUUUCCACUACUGGGCCAGCCCUGAGGGCUGCGUGCACUUCAUGCGCUGCCCACCCAUCAUCUUCGGACGCCUGCUCCGAGACGAGAACCUGCAUGUGCUCAACGAGGACCAGGCGCUCAGCACACUCAUCAACUGGGUGUACUUCCGGAAGGAAGAGCGGGAGAAGUAUUUCAAGAAAUUCUUCAGCUACAUCAAUCUCAGUGCCGUGUCCAGCAAGGCGCUGAUGUUCGCCAGCAAUAAAUUGAUGGGCUUGGAGAACAACUCAGCCCAGGCAGCCCUAAUUGAGAGUGUCCUGAUGGACCGCAAGCAGGAGCGGCCAUGCACCCUGUUGAGCCACCAGCGGAAAGGGGCCCUGCUCGAUUCAGUGGUCAUACUCGGUGGCCAGAAGGCCCAUGGCAAGUUUAAUGACGGAGUGUUUGCUUAUAUUAUCCAGGAGGACAUGUGGUUGAAGCUCUCGGAGAUGCCCUACCGGGCUGCAGCUCUUAGUGCCACCUCUGCUGGCCGCUACAUCUACAUCUCCGGGGGCACCAGUGAGCAGAUUUCAGGGCUGAAGACAGCCUGGCGGUAUGACAUGGAUGACAACUCUUGGACCAAACUGCCUGACCUGCCCAUUGGGCUGGUCUUCCACACCAUGGUGACCUGUGCGGGGACUGUGUAUUCGGUGGGUGGGAGCAUUGCCCCAAGGAGGUAUGUCUCCAACAUUUACCGGUAUGAUGACCACAAGGAGGCCUGGUGCCUGGCGGGCAAGAUGAGCAUCCCGAUGGACAGCACAGCUGUGAUCACCAAAGGUGACCGGAACAUGUACAUUGUCACUGGGCGCUGCCUGGUGAAGGGCGAGAUCUCUCGGGUGGGGGUCGUGGACUGUUUUGAUACCAGCACUGGAGACGUGGUGCAGUGCUUCACCUUCCCCAUUGAGUUCAACCACCGGCCCCUGCUCUCUUGGCAUCAAGACAACAUCCUCUGUGUGCACAGUCACCGGCAGAGCAUAGAAAUCAACUUGCAGAAGAUAAAGGGCAGCAAGAUGACGACCACAGUGCCUCUUUUGCCCAACAGCUGCCCUCUGGACAUGUCCCAUGCUAUAUGCUCCAUUGGGGACAACAAAGUGUUUGUAUGUGGAGGUAUAACCACAGCUGGUGAUGCCCAGACAAAAGACUACACCAUCAACCCAAAUGCCUACUUGCUAGACCAAAAGAUAGGCGAGUGGAAGACCCUGGCCCCCCCACCAGAGGCACUGGACUGUCCUGCCUGCUGUGUAGCCAAGUUACCUUGCAAGAUUCUUCAAAGGGUUUAAACAGCUGUUUAUGUGGGAGAAUAAGUAAAUGCACUAUUAUUCACAAUUUAAUGAGAAAGAG
Molecule: messenger RNA, 1931 nt
Organism: Elephantulus edwardii (Cape elephant shrew)
Lineage: Eukaryota; Metazoa; Chordata; Mammalia; Macroscelidea; Macroscelididae
Gene: CCIN
Product: calicin
Exons: 1
Coding region: 104-1870 (588 amino acids)
Molecular function (GO): protein binding
Source: RefSeq, a predicted model, not a curated record